Colletotrichum scovillei is the source of this 945-nucleotide messenger RNA. RefSeq names its product rpsU-divergently transcribed protein. The transcript has 2 exons. The coding region runs from base 78 to 848 and encodes 256 amino acids. Gene Ontology annotation, biological process: ubiquinone biosynthetic process. NCBI's taxonomy places the organism in Eukaryota, Fungi, Ascomycota, Sordariomycetes, Glomerellales, Glomerellaceae. Gene Ontology annotation, cellular component: mitochondrial inner membrane. Gene Ontology annotation, molecular function: lipid binding. The record is from RefSeq and is a predicted model, not a curated record.
AUCAGCCAACGUUCGUCGAAACCACAGGUUUGCAAUACCCGUAUGUCAAAGAGCCCGCUUCCUGCUCCCCCGUCGCCAUGUCCGUUCCUUGCCGUUCAAGUGCCAGAUUGGCCUUCCGCUCCCUGCGUCAAUGUCCGAGAGCUUCCGCAAUCGCGCCUCGGACGACUCGUGCCUACCAUUCCUACGACCACCCGGAUCCGAUAACAACCUUCCACCCCCACGAAUCGACGAUCCUCUCCGCCGCGUAUAAGCAUGUCCCAGAGUAUGGCUUCUCACAAAAGGCCCUCGCCCUCGGCGCCAAGGACACGGGAUACCUUGACAUCAGCACCAGCGUGCUGCCGGACGGUCCUUUCAGCUUGAUUCGUUACCACCUCGUCACAAAACGUGAAGGCCUGGCCAACAAGGAGAAGGAGUUGUUCGGAGAGAGCUCGCAAGUUGGUGUCAGUGAAAAAGUAGAACUCCUCGCCUGGGAGCGGCUUUUAGAGAAUAAGACCGUCAUCGACCGAUGGCAAGAGGCCCUGGCGGUUAUGGCACAACCGAGCUAUGUGCCUGCUUCCCUCAAGGAACUCGCCAAGUUGGUCGAUGAGAUCUGGUUCCUUUCCGGCGACACUGCCGUCGACCCCUCAUGGUAUACCAAGCGCGCCAGCCUGUCCAUGAUCUACGCGUCGAGCGAGUUGUUCAUGACCAACGACAAGUCGGCCGGUUUCAAAGACACCAGAGACUUCCUGCGGCGGCGACUGAGUGAGGUCAAGGAAGCUGGUGGUGUUAUGGGUUCUCUUGGACAGUGGGUUGGGUUCACAGCUAGCGCGGGUGUCAACGUCCUGAGGAGCAAGGGGAUUCGAAUCUAGGCCUCCUCAGCGGCAACGAUAUGUGUAUAACAGGAAAUACCGAGGCCGAGGUCUCGCUUUGUAUGCUAUUGUAUAUUAUUGUUUCUAGUACGCGGAC